Messenger RNA from Acaulospora morrowiae, 1413 nucleotides. The record is from the annotation of a GenBank genome assembly. Lineage: Eukaryota; Fungi; Glomeromycota; Glomeromycetes; Diversisporales; Acaulosporaceae.
AUGAGUGAAUCAAUACCUAAGGAUUACCUAAUUACAAUUGCCGACGAUAUUUUGGAAGAAAAAGCUUCAUAUAGUGUAGAAAAAACUUUAAGUGACGAAGAAGCAACUUCAAGCGAUGAAGAAAGUGAUGAAGAAAUAACUUCAAGUAACAAGAAAAUAUCGCACGUCAAUUCUCCCCAAUAUCCGCACAAUGGAAAAAAAAUAGCACGUGUUGUUUUCUCCCCAAACAAGAAGUAUGUUGCAUCUGCGAGUUUGGAGGAUAAUUCGGUUUGCGUGUGGAAAAUCCCGAAAGAUGUGAAAACCAUGGAGGAUGUAAAAACCACGGAAGAAAAUUCUAAACAAGAAUUAAAGUUGAUUUGUUCAUUUAAAUUUAAAAGGAUUGAUUUGAAGAAACCAAUAAGGGUCUCGAAUUCCUUGGAUAUUCUUAUAGGAUAUCGUAAAGAAGAUAAUUUAUUUCUCGAAAUCAGAGAUAUCAUAAACGAGCAAAAGAAACUAUUAAUUGCACAAGGAAUCAAAGAUGAAGAAACCGAGGUAAAGGAAAUAUUAAAUGCACAAGAAAUCAAAGAUGAAGACACCCGGAGAUUUAAACUAUUUAAUGCACAAAAAUAUUUAAAUGGAAGAGUUGAUUGCAUUGAAUUUCUUGAAAAUGGAGAUCUGGCAGUUGUCGAGGGAGAUCCUGCUUAUCAGGAAAGAGUACUAAUUCUUUUAGAUAUACCUUUUGUGAUCAUGCAAUGGAAUUUAUUAACACGAGAGUUUGAAGCACAAUACGAAUUGGAUUGGAGGUUGACGUCUUGGAAAUCGAUUAGUAUGGAAUUAAACUAUAAUGCUGAAUGUUUAGCACCUCCACAAAAAACUACUCUCGAUCUUCUAUGCACUUCCAGUUAUAUCAUACGAUAUGGUGAUAGUAUAGAAACCAAGUGUUUAAAAUUGACCGAUAACAACAAUAAGGCAUGCAGCCUAUUUGGGGUAGAAAACAAAAUGGAUCAACACUCUAAUGUAAAUCAAAUAGAAGAAAUAAGAAUGAAUCUUCAUACAGCGUACCGACAUGCCAAAGAAAUUAGUAAAUAUAAAAAACCCAAAAUAUAUGAAGGCCAACAAUAUACCUGGAUUGUUGAGUGCAGGAGUGAAAAUUUCAUUGUCGAAUUAACAGUUUUGCAUACUGCGAAAGAAGCGGAAGAGAAAAAGUCGAAAAUCGGAAAUAUUCAAGGUUCAGAUACGGAUCCAACUAUUGGUCCAACUAUUGGUCCAACUAUGGGUCCAACUAUAGGCCCAACUAUGGGUCCGAGUAUUGUAUCUGUUGAUGAACUUGUCAACUAUCUUGAGAAAAUAGAAAAGGAUGAAUGUAGCGAAGCCUUACAGCAAAUUUUACCUAAUAUUAGAAAAAUUGUCAAUAAAGAAUGUGGACAAAAGUAA